Molecule: messenger RNA, 1849 nt
Organism: Caenorhabditis auriculariae
Lineage: Eukaryota; Metazoa; Nematoda; Chromadorea; Rhabditida; Rhabditidae
Source: the annotation of a GenBank genome assembly
AUGCUCGACACAUGUCUUCAAUUCUCUAUUGCCUAUUCCAGAUUCCCCAAAUUUGUCGCCACGGUAUAUUUAAAUUUUUUUUAGAAUACUUAUUUAAGCUUAUGCGAUUUUAAAAAAAAUCUUUUGAACUUUCAAUGGUCCUAGUAAGCAAUUAUUCUCCAGAACAGCGGACAGGGUCGACAUUUGUCAGUCACCGUGACGGCUUCCAACCAAGAGGACCAAGAAAAGGUAUUCUUUAUUGACUGAUUACUUGCCCGAAGAAAUUCAAUAGAUUGAAUUAAUUUACUUGUUUUAUGCAGAUUUUUAAAAGUAUUUUUGCUAUGACUCUGAGCCUUCAAAUGUUACUGAAUAUAGUCUCAUGACUUAACCGAACUAUCUAUAUGAACCUGAGGUCUUUCUUUAUUUUCUCAAACAAUGAGAAAUUCAGAAGACGAUGGAGUCGUUCUUGGUGCCGACGUACGUGCUGCACGACUUCGAGGAUGGCGAAGAAAGUAAGCCGAUUCGGAUGAUUCUCGACCUCUUCAACGUCCCCUACGAAUUCAAAAGCGUCGAUCGGGACGACUUUAUUCUUGAAGGUAAGUUUUGGAAGUAGUUUCCAGAGAAAAACUUUCAAAGAACUAGGAAAGAAAAGAGACCUGUCAGAUCUCCUCUUGUUCGUGUCACUCUGUCAAAAAUCAUCAUCUCACUACUCAAAUUUCAAAUAACUUUUUGGAUCUCCGGUCCUUCAAGUAGGAAGUUUAAUUAUUAGAAAAAAUAUAGAUUUUCCCCCUCUUUUUAGCGAUUUUUGUGAUGGGAGCUAAAAAGCGGAAAAAAAUUUUGCUCAAUCGUAUUUCAGUAUCAUUAACUUAGGCAGCAGCUCAUUUGAUCAACCACCAAAAAAGUAAAAGAUAGUAUCAGACUACCCCUACUACGCUCUUCCGAUGCUCGAAAUGAACAACCGCAAGCUGGGAAGCGUCCCUUCGAUGUGCCGACAUCUCGCCUGGAGAUACAGUUUUCCUUUUCAAGAUUUUCAAAGGAUAAUAAGAGAAUCUUCAAGAUUUGUCCGGGAAGACAGCGGAAGAAGACGCGCAAGUGGACAUGCUGGCCGAAAAAGUUUUCGAGGCGAGGCUCAAAGUCAAAAAUUGGCUAGACCACAUUGAGCACGCCGCCGAACACGCUUGCGACGUUCGUUUUCGUUUUCAGUGUUAAUACUGAAGUAUUACUCAAUAUAGGUUAGAUCACUCAAGAACUAGACCGUAUAUUUAUAUGUAGUACUUGGUUGGUUAGAUCAUUCUUCUUACAAAUGUCCUAUUUUUCAAGUAAAACUUUUUUUUAAAUAAUUUUUGCUUGAAUUUUUUAAUACAUUUCAAUUUCAGGAAUCUUGCUCAACAACGUCGGCAAUAGACUAUCUUCGCGCCGAAGUCUUCCCUCUCCUCGAAGCACGUCUGCGUCGCGAGGACAAUACACCAUGGCUUGUCGGCCACGCGGUGAGUGUUGCACGCGUAGCGCCAUUGGCAAGCGUGCCGAUCGCCGCUCGGAGGGUGCGUGGUUCGGUUCCACUCUCGAGCUAUGACGAAUGCAUGAAUUUGCUUCUGACACCUCUUAUGUUAGCGGCCAAUUUCCGGGUCGCAAUGAUUCGUCCACAGUUUUCUGAGCUCAUUUUUCAAUUUUUUCUAAAUUUUAUUUCCAAAAAGGUUUCUAGAUGACCUGGGCAGAUCUGCUGUUGGCGUGCCUCGUGAAUCCCAUCCAGUACCACCAGCCGAAGUCUCUCGACGGCUUUCCCAACGUCUUCCUCCACAAUCAACAUGUCGCUCACAAUGAGCAGCUUUCCGGGUUCCUUUAUCAUGUCCGCAAACGUGACUUCGAAUAA